Molecule: messenger RNA, 1984 nt
Organism: Glycine soja
Lineage: Eukaryota; Viridiplantae; Streptophyta; Magnoliopsida; Fabales; Fabaceae
Product: glycosyltransferase BC10-like
Exons: 2
Coding region: 581-1894 (437 amino acids)
Cellular component (GO): membrane
Molecular function (GO): glycosyltransferase activity
Source: RefSeq, a predicted model, not a curated record
GUUAUUGAAUUAUAAAGUGCGGGACUGAAGAGGCAAAGAGAGAAAGGGCUUUAUCCAAUAUAGUCUUCAAAGCCACAACUCCAUGUGAAGGCUCUCACAGCCCCUUGAGCAUAAAUUUGAACCAUACAAGGCUUUGACAGAUUACCUUAAUCUCUCUAUGUCUAUAAAUAUUACAUAGCGCGCUCUCCCUUUCUCUUACACACUUUUUCAGGUGUCCAUCUCUUUUUUUAGAUCAGUUUUACCUUUAGUGAGAUACUUUAUUUCUGACCUUUUUUUUGUUUUAUUAUGGUUUAUGGCUCUUUACACAUUUUGAUUAGAAGAUAAGUAUGCUUCUGAUUUUGUUCUCCUAACUUGACUUUGAAGUAUUACACCUUACACCUGUUCCAUAAUCCAUAAACAGAUCUAUACUAAACCUCUUCUUAUAAUCAUUCUUUAGGAAUAUAUAUCCACUUUAGUACUUGUUAGCCUUUCUUGACAAGAAAACCCUUUUAAACCUUUCUUAUAUUCUUAUUGUUCUUCAUACCCAAAUAACAAAACUAGGGAACUUGUCUUUUUACAAUAAUUCUUUCAGCUUACAAAAAUGAAGAGCUCAAAUAAUCAACACCCAUUAAAUUCUGUUUCAAAGCAUUUUAAUCUCCAGCUUGUUCGCUUCCUUCCCUAUCUCCUCUUUUUGGCCUUUGGUGUGACCAUUGGUAUCAUCAUCAGCUUCUACCUCAAAAGCUUUAGUCUCCAGCACACUCAAUUCUUACACUCUUCAUCAUCACAGAUUAAUGCACCACCACCAAAUACAAUGCCCCCACCAAUUGAAAAACCAGAAGUAUCUGAUUCUAACCUCAAUCAAGAGGGGCCGGAAGAAUUUACUCCACCUUCUAAUGUUGUGCAUAAUACACAAGAGUCUAUUCAGCCUUCCAUCGUUGUGCAUGAUACCAAAAAGUUUAUUCAGCCUUCUAAUCAUGUUGUGCAUAACAUGAAAGAGUUUAUUCAUCCUUCUAAUGUUGUGCAUGAUAUGAGUGAUGAAGAACUGUUAUGGAGAGCUUCAAUGACCCCUAAGAUCAGAGAAUACCCCUUUGAUCGAGUCGCCAAGGUGGCCUUCAUGUUCUUGGUAAGGGGUCCUGUGCCUUUGGCUAUUUUUUGGGAAAGGUUCUUCAAAGGGCAUGAAGGAUACUACUCUAUUUAUGUACAUUCCAAUCCUUCUUACAAUGGAUCAGACCCGGAGAGUUCAGUGUUUCAUGGAAGGAGAAUUCCUAGUAAGAAAGUGGAAUGGGGAAAAUUCAACAUGAUUGAAGCAGAGCGUCGCCUUCUGGCGAAUGCCCUUCUUGAUUUCUCAAACCAACGUUUUAUUCUGAUAUCAGAAUCAUGCAUCCCUCUAUUCAACUUCUCAACAAUCUACUCAUAUUUGAUGAACUCCACCCAAAGCUAUGUGAUGGCUUAUGAUGAAGAUAGUCUAGUUGGACGUGGACGUUACAACCCUCGCAUGUCCCCUAUGGUCACCCUCAAGCAAUGGAGAAAAGGGUCUCAAUGGUUCGAAAUGGACAGAGAACUUGCCCUAGAAGUGGUGUCAGACAAAACCUACUUCCCAAUUUUUCAAGAGCACUGCACGAGACCAUGCUAUGCUGAUGAACACUACUUGCCAACAUUUGUUAACAUAAUGUUUCCGGAGAAGAAUUCUAAUAGGAGUUUGACUUGGGUUGACUGGUCAAAGGGUGGCUUGCAUCCAACUAAAUAUGUGAGACCAGAGGUCACUGUGGCGUUUUUGGAGAAUUUGAGGAACCAGAAAUGUGAGUAUAAUGGACAAGCUUACACAAAUGCUUGUUUUCUCUUUGCGAGGAAAUUCUUGCCCACUUCUUUGACAAGGCUCAUGAGGUUUUCUCCAAGUGUCAUGCACAUACAAUGAUGUUAGUUGGCUGUUGCUAUUUGCGCCAAAGCAAAAUUGUUACUAAACGAAUAAUAAUAUUCAAUUCAUUCUUUUCCUCUUGCAAGUGUU